This is a messenger RNA of Kwoniella botswanensis, 771 nucleotides long. RefSeq lists its product as uncharacterized. Lineage: Eukaryota; Fungi; Basidiomycota; Tremellomycetes; Tremellales; Cryptococcaceae. The transcript is spliced from 2 exons. Bases 1 to 771 code for a protein of 256 amino acids. The record is from RefSeq and is a predicted model, not a curated record.
AUGAUACCUCAAAAACGCAAGACUGCAACCGUCAACUACCACGUCUUCUACAACCUUCCCGAAGACAGUGUGGCUAUCCGCUCAAACGAUAACAUACUGUUCAAGACUAAUCGAGGACGUCUUGUCACAGCCAGUACCUUCUUCUCGGACAUGUUCGACGUUUGUGAUUCAUCCACCUUCACCAACAACGAUGACCAUCCUAUCGAUCUUGAAUUUUCCGCUAAAGUAAUCACAGCUUAUCUCGAUAUCAUCAGUAUUUCGGGAUCACAUCAGCUCGAAGUCGACUAUUACCUACUUAAACAAGUCUACGAGUUAUGCUCAUUCACCAUAUCGACCAGAGCUUUGAAUACCAUACGAAAGAUGCUAGUCAGAUCAGCAGGCUACAAAGAAGUGAAUGAACCUUGGGAUCUUUUCGAUUUCGCUUCUGACUUUAACGAUGUUAAACUCGCUCAAAUGACAUUCAGUCUCCUUACUCCAUCUGCGGUAUCGGAAGUUCUUUGUGGACAACAUAGAGUCCAUACAGAUAUAAAUCCGAAAGACGAACGAGGUAACCUCCUUAUGUGGUCAAAGAGGUUACGACCUUCAUGGCAAAUUGCUUUGUUCCAUACUCUCAUCCAAAGCGAUCGAGCCGUUACCACCAGAAUGUCGAUAGUCAGGAAUUGUCGAUCGUCAAGAGCCGUCGCCUGUCCAGGGAAUAAAGAACAGGUUAUCUUCAUUCAGAAGGACUGGAGAAAAAUGGGAGAUCGAUUCAACCCAGCCGAAUUCGAAUGA